Messenger RNA from Cydia fagiglandana, 4454 nucleotides. RefSeq lists its product as uncharacterized. The coding region runs from base 365 to 1444 and encodes 359 amino acids. Lineage: Eukaryota; Metazoa; Arthropoda; Insecta; Lepidoptera; Tortricidae. The transcript is spliced from 6 exons. The record is from RefSeq and is a predicted model, not a curated record.
UCAAAUCAAAUCAAUCAGUCAUCUUUUUUUGCCGUUGCGGAAGGAGUCUAUGAAGGAGUCGUCUGCCUAUUGCAAAAAAUAUAUUUUAAAAAUAUAAUAUGAUAUGCAAUACGAUAUAUAGUCGGUUAUGGCUGUGAAUGGUUUAAAUGUUUCCAAUCUUGGCUUUUAAUACGAGGUGGAUAUUGUGUGUAGUUUGUCAAAUAAAUGAGCGGGGAAGCGGCUGUCAGUGAUAUUGAUUUAUUUUUCAAAGUUCAAACUUGAGUAGUGGUUUGAGGAUGAAGGGGUGCGUGUGAUGAGUGGGCGGUCGCUCGUGAAGGGAAGGAUCUCGUGGAAAUGCCGGGGAGUGGUAGAAUGAGCGGCCAAGAUGAAGACUAAGAGUUUCCUGCUGUUCUCGACCUCGGUGUUCGCGACCAGUCUGUUCCUGAUAGUGUUCCACUCGCAGCAGCCGCAGUCCAUCCAGAAUAUCGUGUCGCAAACGCACCAGCACAUCAAGGACUUCCAGGUUGUUUCCCCACAGGACAACCUUCGAGAUGUGGAAGAGAACCACUUGGUUGAAGAGGAGCGCUACCUCAAGAUCCUGGGUCUCUCGGGGCAUGUGGAAACCUGGCACAACACAACAGUGCCGGUAAUAGUGACACAUGUCCGGGACGACCCUGCCAUGGCUGUGAGCUUCGUGAGGGCAGCGGCGAGGCUGCCCUACACUAUACUGCUGUACAAUUUAGGAUUAAAACCCAACUCAUUGGCUGUGGUGUCGAGCUACUGCAAUUCCUCACGCUGUGCAGUCAUCGACUUCGACCUGGAGGCUUUCCCUUCCCACGUCAGCGACGAGAGCAUCACAGCAUAUCGCCCGCUCAUCAUACAGCAUGCCUUAUCCCGCGUAGGCGGCGUCAUCUACGCGGAACCUAACCAACGUUGGACGGGCUCCCCAGCCUCUCUCACUGCAUUGUGGACGCGAGCGGCGCACUCUGGCGUCCUGGCGUACCCUAGACGCGCCGCUGUGACGUCAUUCACUCAUCCGCGCAUGUUUCAUUACUUAAACGCGGCGCUUGAUGACUUCCUCUUUGUGCAGAUGUUAGAGCUCACAAGGUUGUUGGUAGCAGACACGCCUGCGGUGAAGGAGGUGAUGCGGCCGUGGGUGCAGUGCGCACUCACGCAGGACUGCAUCAUGCCUAUAGGUGCUCAAGCAGCAGGCGGUUGCCGUUUCGACAAGAAGCCGCAAUACCGCUACUCGGGCUGCCACGGACAAGACGCCUCGGCCCUCAGCAUCAUCCUAGGACUCCGCUCGGGCUUCGAGGAGAGCUCGUACGCCCCGCGAGGGACCGUGGCCUGGAGGCGGGAGGAGCAGGCGAACGCGAGCAGGGCGCUGGCUGCGCUACAGAAAAAUGCCACAGAAGAAGCGAGGACGGACCGUAGUGAGAGGCAGGUUAGCUUGCCACAACAGUAGGGAAUUUAUGUACGUCAAUGCAAUUAUCAAUGCUUAGUUUAUAUUGAAGCUGUGGCCUGGAUAGGAAGAAGCUAACGCGGGCCGUUGGCGCUCCAGAAGAAUGCUAUGGAAAAUGCAAGAACUGAUUAUAGUGAGAGGCAAGUUAGCUCACCGCGACUGUACUAGGAAUUUAGUUUAAAACCCUAAUAAUUUAGAGCUGUGGCCUGAAGCAGAAACACGCUAAUGCUCGUACAUAUGACGUUUGCUAUGUAACCACACUAGAAACUUACAUGCUAGAGUUUAUCAAUGCUUUAGUAAAGAACCCCAUCGGAGCUGCUAAUGUUACUGAAAAAUGCUAUGAAGUCGCGUCGCGGUAUGAAGCGUUUUCGCUACAUACCGGGAAAUCCGUGCUAGGGACGGCUACGACCGUAGCUUAACAGUGAAUUAUUUAAGACUUCUAAUACAUAGGAUCUCAAGGAUGUCCAUAUAAACUUUCUUUAAAAUUCUCCUCUUGACGCUAUACUGUGCAUGUAACAUCACAUUAUUAAUUUAUCAUAUUAUAAUCGAAAUAUUAGCAAUAUUAUCUCUCUACACAGCGUACGGCGUCAACGGGAGGGUUAGUGAAAACUCCUUUUAGACUGCGUUUCCACCAGAGAUGUGCGAGGAUGCGUAGCGAGGGAUGUGUUUGUUAACCCUUUGACCGCCGUUGGCAUGUAUACAAGACAACGAUAGAACGAUACACUGGCGCCGCUGUCUUGUAUACAAGACACAAAUUCAACCGCUCGGUAAAUGUGAAAAAACAUCAAUUGUAGUAUUUUUUUACACUCGUGUUAAUGUUUUAGGUCUUUGAUUUUUAAAAUAAUUGCAUUUAAAGCAGAUAAAUAAAUCCAUUCUUUUAUAAUAAGGCAAUCAAAAAAAUUGCUCCAGAUUUCAACGUUUUUCAUGUUCCUCGUCGCCGUUGUCUUGUAUACAAGACAGCUAGGGAUGGGAAUGUUAACUCGAUAUGAGAAUAUUAGAGAUGCAACGGAUAGUUGUUUGGCCGGAUACUGGAUAUUUGGCCUGACCAUCGGCCGAAUAUCCGGUAUCCGGCCGCCGAAUAUCGGCCAGCAGAGCUGCACCUACAUUUCGGUUUUUCAGGUGCGCAUUCUGCAGUUUUGACCUGUUUCUAAGUGAACGUUCGCGCGGACACAUUUCUAGGUUCGAAAUCAGUGCGCGUGCAAGUCAGUUGAAUCUCUAAAUUGUUUUAAAAUAAUAAACAUGUACGAUUAUGACCGUGACUGUUUCUUAAAUCCAAUUUGUUUACUCCGAAAUCAAGCAAUGGUACUAUCCGGUAUUCGGCCGGAAGUAGGGCACUAUCCGGUAUCCGGCCGGAUAUUAAAAUACUGGCCGGAUAGGGCGGAUACCGGAUAGUAACCGAAUAUCCGGUGCAUCUCUAGAGAAUAUUCAAAAUAAAUAUCAAGUGUCCAAUCUGGUUUUAUUUAAGCAUUUGAUUUGAACACCUGUUAAAUGCCAAUUGGUGAUAACUAGUAACUAGAAUACGUUAAACGAGAGAGAGACAGGCAUAACUAUAGCUGGAGUUCAGGGAACUUGUUCAGCUGUCCAUAGUAGAGUCAGACAAGUAAAUCUGUCCUUGUGGUCUAUUUGCAGAACAAAUGAUUCAUUUUGAGAUGAUAGUGUAGUGGGGAGUGAUACCCUGCAGUGACCGCUUCGCUUCGCUUCGCUUCUACAGGCGGACGCUCGGACUAGUCAGUGUCGCCUAACUAUGAGAAUGUUAUGUAUUUGAAAUUGACGAAAAAUUAUUAUGGUAGGGAUGGGAGGGGGUAUGGGAGGGUGUAAUACGGGAACUGACAAGCUCUUCUAAGGAACAUGUCGAAUGUGAAACAUGCAUUCCCGAACAUUUCUGAUCCCCACCCUUUUCCAAUAUUAUUAUUCUUCACUCAUUGACAAUUAAACCCACGUGUCAUUUUCCCCAAUGCAGUUCCGGUACAUUUAUAUUAUCGACACACGAUGCGCGGCUCUAACCAUACGCUUAUAAAGUUUACGUACCGACAAGCGCUUACGCCGUUGACCUAGAGACUAUUAUUACUUAAUCCGCGCGGAAACGGUCCUUGUCGGUCUGCACUGCGGGCAGUCCAUGCGCGCCGUUGUCAUGUAUACAAGACUUCUCGUAGAGCCUAGUGCGGUGAUAUUCCGUCAUGAAUCGAUAUUGUUUAGUGGUUGUUUUUAAUGAUAAAGACCUUUAUUUUUAACAUUGUCGUGUGUAAAAAAUAUGUAAAUUUUUGGCAUUCUCGAAAUAAAUUACAGUUGGUUAAGAACAAAGCCAAAUUGAGAAGAUUUUUACUAUAAAUUGUAAAUAUCGAUAUCACAUUUUGCAAUCCCUAAACUUUUUAUUAGUUGUUUACUUAGAAUUUACUCUGGCGUGUGAGUGAGCGUCUUUGCGGACUAGGUCCGGCGGCCAAAAGGUUAAGAGCCAAUUGAAUCACUUCAAUUCCUAUAUCCUCGCUCAGAGCAGAUCUAGUGACGCUACGCACCCUCGCACAUCUCUGGUGGAAACGCAGACUAAAUGGAGCUUUCUCUAAACCUGGCGUUUAUUCUUGAAGUGAUAAUCUUUAUUAGUUAUUUUUUGUACUAACAGCAACAUUCUUAACUGACCUUUGGUUGCAAUAAAGUGCACCUUAUCUCGUCGCAAUAAGGUGCUCGAAAGGUUAGUUAACUGUGGGAACGAUGCAACACUAAUCGGGAAAAUAAAAUAUUGUAGGGAGUUAAAACUACGGUCAGGGAAUUUCUAUUGAAAAACAUCAGGCGGUCAAAUACACCUGACGCAUAAGGCUGUGACGGAAUAGCUACGGAAAACUUAAACGUACAUGUUUCUUUUCUUCGUCUGUUUCAUAUGGAUUUUUGAGCGCGCUGUAUACAUUAGAAAAUUUAUUGGCGUUUUCAAGUUUCCGCGGCAGAUACCUGUUUCCAAGGCUGUAAAUUCGACUCUCAAAUUUUGAAAUUGAUAUGAUAGUACAGUCAUUAUAGAUUUUGA